AGUCACGCCGAACCAGGAGGAGCUGAUUUGGGGUGUUGUGAAUCCGUGAAACCAAGAAAUCUUGAGUGGGAGUUGUCGGGCCGAUUUGUUGUGUUGUUUUUUUAUUUAUCUGCCGAUUCGCUCCGGUACCGAAGCGCCAAUCGCAGCCAUGCCCGGGAUAGAGAAGCUGCCGUUGGAGGAGACGUUGGAGGACAGCCCGCAGACGCGCUCUCUGCUGGGGGUGUUUGAGGAGGACACCCUGGCCAUGUCCAACUACUGCACACAGCUGUACCAGGCCAUGCAGAGGAUUUACGAUGCACAGAAUGAGCUGAGUGCAGCGACACACCUGACCUCCAGGCUGCUGAAAGAGUACGACAAACAGCGUUUUCCUCUAGGGGGCGACGAUGAGGUGAUGAGCUCUACCCUGCAGCAGUUUUCUAAGGUCAUUGAUGAGCUGAGCUCCUGUCACGCUGUCCUGUCCACCCAGCUGGCCGACGCCAUGAUGUUCCCCAUCACUCAGUUCAAAGAGCGAGACCUGAAGGAGAUCCUCACGCUGAAAGAAGUCUUCCAGAUAUCCAGCGACGAUCACGACACAGCCAUCAACAGAUACAGCCGCCUGUCUAAGAGGAAGGACAACGACAAGGUGAGAGCGGAGGUGGUGGAGGACGUCUACACCUCACGCAAGAAGCAGCACCAGACCAUGAUGCACUACUUCUGUGCCCUGAACACGCUGCAGUACAAGAAGAAGACGGCCCUGCUGGAGCCGCUGCUGGGCUACAUGCAGGCUCAGAUCAGCUUCUUUAAGCUGGGCUCUGAAAACCUCACCCAGCAGUGGGAGGACUUCCUGGGAACUAUAGGCACCAGCGUCCAGAACGUACGGCGGGAGAUGGAGGAGGAGGUGGGGCAGAUGCAGCAGACCAUCCAGGACAUGGAAAGGUCAUGUGACCCUCUGUAUGCGCCAUGUGACCCUGACCCCGCCCACUCGCCCGUGUGUCGCAAUCUCACCAGGAAGCAAGGCUACCUUCACAUCCGCAACAAGACGGGCCUCGUGUCGUCGUCCUGGGAGCGGCAGUACUUCUUCACGCAGGGAGGAAACCUGAUGCAGCAGGGCCGCGGCGAGGUGGCCGGCGGUCUGGUCACGGACCUCGACAACUGCUCCGUCAUGGCCGUAGACUCCGAUGACCGUCGGUUCUGCUUUCAGGUCACCUCCUUCGACGGCAAAAAAGUCGUGACGCUGCAGGCGGAGAGCAGGAAGGAUUGUGAAGAGUGGAUUGCGACCAUCAACAACAUCUCCAGGAGGAUCUACCUGAGCGAAAAUGCAGAGGAGCUGGCAGCCAGAGUGAACCAAACAGCCAUGGAAGCCGUGACGCCAUCGCCUUCGUUCCAGCAGAGACACGAGAGCAUGAGGCCCAGCAGUAAGGGCCGGACGGGCCGAGCGAGCAGCAUCAGCUCUGUUGGUUCUGAGCCUUCUCCUGCCCUGUCCGUCCUCUCGUUGGACGCUCUGGUUGCUCCGGACACGCCCAUCCAGUUCGACAUCAUCUCCCCCGUCACGGAGGAGAACUCGGGUCAGAGCAAGACGGCAGCGCAGCCCGGCAGAAGGAGUAAUCCGUUUGGAGAGUCGGGAAAUAACUCACCGGAGGACAGUGAAGACUCGAUCCUCCACCAGCUGUUUAUCGUCCGGUUCCUCGGGUCGAUGGAGGUGAGGACGGCCGAGUCGGCAGACGUCAUCUCUGAGACCAUGAGGCAGAUCUUAGCCGCCAGAGCCAUCCACAACAUCUUCAGGAUGACCGAGUCCCACCUGCUCGUCACCUGCGACUGCCUCAAACUCAUUGAUCCCCAGACGCAGGUCACUCGGCUGAGGUUCCCGCUGUCCGCCGUCGUCCAGUGCUCGCCCCACCAGGACAACAAGAGGCUGUUCGGCUUCGUUCUGCAGGCGGCGGCCGGCCGAGGCGACACCCGAGUCGUGUGCUACGUCUUCGAGUCCAACAACGACGGCGAGAAGAUCUGCGACAGCGUCGGUUUGGCCAAGCAGAUAGCGUUCCACUCAGAGAUGGACCGUAAGGAGGUGGAGAAGAAGAAGGAGCAGGACAAGGCCAAAGAGAAACAGCAGGAGGAGCUCCACAAGCAGAGACAGAUUGAAAAGGAUUUAGAGGAACAGAGUCGCUUGAUCGCCGCCUCGAGUCGCCCCGGCAACCAGCCGGCCGCCGACGGACAGUUUCUGGUGCUCAGCAGCAGCCAAUCAGAGGAGGGCGAGGCUGGGGACGAGGGGAAGAGGCGGGGGGAGUCGGAAGCCUGACGACGGCCGGUGGAUGCACGCUUUUUUUUUUUUUUUUCUUUUUUUUUUUUGGGCUCCCAGGUGAUUCCCGGCUGGCGUUUCGGAGAAAGCAGCUCCGGAAACGAACGACUCGGCUCGCUGGGACCGAAAAAGACGACAAAGCGUUUCCUCUGCUGGACUGAAACCGAACGCACAGCUCCACGUAAGAGGAGACGGCGGGGGAAACAGGAAACGGUUUUUAUUUUGGUGCAACAAAAAAACAAUAAUGAACUGCUUUUAUAUCUGCUCCACAUUUAGAUCACCUGUAAGUUUCUGUUUUUAAUACUUGUUUUUUUUUUUUUUUUUUUGUUUUUUAGAAGAGCUAACGGUGGAGUUUAAAACAAACGGGAGGUAAAACCAGGACGCCUCAACACAAACGUUCCUGUUCUUAAAAAAAAAAAAAAA
Messenger RNA from Fundulus heteroclitus (mummichog), 2698 nucleotides. RefSeq names its product adaptor protein, phosphotyrosine interaction, PH domain and leucine zipper containing 1 (gene appl1). Gene Ontology annotation, molecular function: protein binding. Gene Ontology annotation, biological process: signaling. Lineage: Eukaryota; Metazoa; Chordata; Actinopteri; Cyprinodontiformes; Fundulidae. The record is from RefSeq and is a predicted model, not a curated record. Gene Ontology annotation, cellular component: cytoplasm; endosome membrane. The transcript is spliced from 22 exons. Bases 149 to 2275 code for a protein of 708 amino acids.